Molecule: messenger RNA, 4827 nt
Organism: Schistocerca serialis cubense
Lineage: Eukaryota; Metazoa; Arthropoda; Insecta; Orthoptera; Acrididae
Exons: 14
Coding region: 84-3089 (1001 amino acids)
Biological process (GO): cell surface receptor signaling pathway; adenylate cyclase-activating G protein-coupled receptor signaling pathway
Cellular component (GO): membrane
Molecular function (GO): G protein-coupled receptor activity
Source: RefSeq, a predicted model, not a curated record
GAGUGGACGGUUGUACUGAGCGGGCGUCGGCAUGCGUCGACGGCGUGUUCUUCUUGCGACUCUGGUCAGGAUUGUGAUGGACGAUGAGUAUUGUUGUAGAAGGAAUGGUAUGGCGUCCGAUCCUGACGGUGACGCUACUGUUGCUGCUAUCGUCCACCAGCGGCAGUCGCGCAACGCCAGAGGAAAACGCAGUCUGCCUGAGGUUGAUGGCCAGGCUCGAAUCCGUAAGGUGGUGGUGUCGCCAGCCCCGGCUGCCAGGGAACAUUGUGAAUAGCGUGCGAGCCUGUAUACAGCGAAACGAAUUCGUGAGGGAACUGCCCAGCGAUAAUACCACGCAUGACGAACUCAUAAUAGGAUUUUCAUCGAAGCAUCUCCCAGGCGCCCUUAUCUCCAGUAUCUGGACAACGUGCCACGCAGAGGACGGAGGCUGGUCCAAGGAUCCCAAGGCGUACUUCGGAACUGUAACGCUCGAGGGCGAAGCCAGCGGCCAACAGGAAUAUCGUCUGUGGUACGCCGCUGACAGACACCACCAGUGCUGGGAGAGAACGUACAAGAAGUUCAUCCCCGAGAUAAAGACAGGACAAUUCACGGAACCAUACCUGUACGAGUGCGGCCGAUGCACGUUCCACGACAAUGAUAGUGGCAGUGGAGAAGAUAAAGAGAGCGAUAAAUAUUCCUACAUCAGGGGAUUCAACUCCACGGUGUACCACAGGCGCAAGUGCGGGACUGCCAAAGGCCCGUACGUGCCAGCACUGUAUCGCGUUAGGCGCGAAGUAAUCUCUUGUUUCGAGUGCCUGCUGUGGAGCGAGAUCAGAGCCUUGCAGCCAGUAUUCCUGGGAUACUGUUGGGCGGAGGUGAAUAGAGGGUAUAUAGACACUAAGUAUCCAAGGACCUUAGCAGGUGGAGUCGUGACCAGAGGCAACAGGACGCUCUUGUGUAUGAGAGACGGCAGUGUUCUCUACUGGAACGACUUGGAGAAUCACGUCCUGUUUGCCUAUCAGCAGCCUGGUGUCACUGUGAAUAACAGCCACCUUUCCUUUAGCACAACACCUUCGCCGCGCACGAGAGUGCAAAAUUCGUCGCGAGUCACUGAGGCCUCCGUAAGCGUGCAGGAAGCUCUGGCGACAUUGGAUCCGAGUAACUUCCAACCUCCGAUUGUCAGAACUGGUAGCACAACGCCUACACCUCAGACAUUAGUGUCCUGUUUGGACACAAUACUGGUCGAAUCGAGCACACUCUCUCAGUCGCAGGUAAGUCAGUCACUGAAAGGAUUUGAGAUGUACGCGGCUACGAUACCUCUAACCGGCACGGCGAGGACCAACAGGCUCCUGACGACGAAGGGCAACCGCGCAACCCUUCUGGUCGCUGAAAAGGUCCAGGGAGCGGUGGUGUCAGCAGAUGGCUCUGAGGUGGUGGCGCUCGACGCUCAAAAGGACGGGAGCUCUGCUACCUCGCUGACCUCUCGCAGUGAUGUGUCUGCUGCAGUGCUGUCGGCGGCGGCGGCGAAGGCUGCGCGGCUGGCCCUCACGUACUUUCGCCGGGCGGGCGUCGGCGUAGCCUUCCAGCAACUCGGCUACGUCCUCAACAGUGACGUCAUCAGUGUUCAGAUUAUCAAUUCCACCACUGACGACGAACGACACGUGGACAUUGUGCUGAGGCCGACGCACGGCGGCGUCAGGCGACGGUGCGGGCUUUGGGACUUGGAGAGGAACGUUUGGGACUUCAGCCUGUGCAGUCUGGAGUUCCGAGGCGAGGUGAGCGACGUGUGCCGCUGCCAGCACCUGACGCACUUCGCGCAGCUGGUGACGGACGCCGACCUGCAGUGGGGCGGCCACGCCGGGGCGCUGGAGGCGCUCUCCCUCGCCGGCGUCUGCGCCUCCCUGCUGGGCGCCGCGGGGCUCGGCGCCACCGCCGCGCUCGCCCCCGAGUGGCGCAGCAAACCGGGCUUUGAGGUGACUCUCGUGGUGUCGGGGCUUGACGGCGGCCGCGCGCGGCGUGUUGCCAGGUCCCGCGUGCUGCUGCAGCUGGGCGGCGCGGUGGCGGCGCGCGACCUGCUGUUCGCGCUGGCGACGCUGGGCGGCCAGGGCUGGUGGCAGCCGCGCGCCUCCGCCGGCUGCGUCGCGCUGGGGGUGGCGCUGCACUACGCGCUGCUCGCCGCCGCCGCCUGGACCACGGCCGCCGCCGUGCUGCAGCUGCUGCGCCUCAGCACUGUCGCCGGCGCGCAGGCACGAGUCCCGCACGUCGUGCUGGUGUGUUCGGCGUGUUCGUGGUUGUCGCCGCUGUUGCCGGUGGGGGUGCUGUUGGCUGCCUCGGGACCCUCGGCGGGCUACCCGCUACGUCAGGACAGCGCUUCAGACUUCCUGUGCUACCCGCAAGGAGCCGCCUUCUACGCCUCUGUCCUGCUGCCAACCGCUGCCUGCGUCGUAGUCAACGCCGCCAUCUUCCUCUACCUGCUGUUCACAGUGCUCUUCCCGGCCUGCAGCUGUGGAAGCGGCGUUGUAGUUACCAGACACGGGCCCUCGCAGCUGCGGCGGCGCGCCCUCACCGCGGUGAUGCUGUUCUUCCUGCUGGGCCUGCCAUGGCUGCUGGGGCCGCCGGCCAGGGUGCCUGCGCUCGCCUACCUCUUCUGUGUCGUCGCCACGCCGCAGGGGCUGGUGCUGUUCGUGUUCUUCGUGCUGUGCAACAGCAAGCUGCGCAAGCGCCUGAGCAGCGCGGUGCUGACUUCGUUGCCGACGUCCAGCAGCUCUCGGGCGUCUAGCACGCGCAAGCAGAAGAAGCAGUCGCCGGGAACCGCGGACACGUCGCCGCCCACGUCGUCUUCCGCGGUGCCGACGUCUGGAGACGGCAGCGUCCGCAGCCGGCAGCGGCAAACCGAGCGCCCGCUGCAGAAGGGGCCGCCCGUGCUGCUGACGCGCUACGCUCUCGUGGGCGAGGACGGCGAGGUGCGGUACACGUUCGACCUGGGCUCCUGGUCCCCGGACGACGGAAACCCUACUGACGCUGCCUACAUGCCGACCUCUCCGGAGCGGCGCUCUGUCACCAAGUACGUCUUCCCAGAGCCGGAACCAGAACGGGACGACGACCAGUAACAGCAACUGGUCCUGCACUACCCUGCUUCUAUCUCACCGGAAAGGUUGUAAUCGCACAGGCGCAGAGAAGCAACUCCAGUGGACACACACAUUUCGUGCUGAUUGGCGAGUUGUGGACUGGUGGGAUACGGAAUGAUAAUUUUGCUGUCUUUCGCUACUUUUGUUUCAUUGUCUGUGCUGAAGAGUUACAGCGUUGUGAACUGCCACAUGGAGUGGCGAGUAGGACUCUGGACACUGCACAUUACUGGAACAAGUGUUGCUCGCAGGGGUUUUUGAGAAUGACGGAGUUAAGCUGGGUUCAGACGCAUAGCUUGUGGCAAAUUGUAGCGGCACAAAGGGUGCAACACGUUCUAGGUGUAGUUAGCUGACAAUAGUCUGAAUGAGUUCUCAGGGGGUCGUGGACAGCGGAGGAAGCCAGGCCCUCGCAGCGGCUCUUGGCACAGGGGCAACCGAGGAGUGAUGGGGGAACAAGUCAAGCACGAGGACCACGAGAAAGACAGACCGUGGAGCGUCCGUCACAGCACGUGACACCGGAUGUCUUACGAAUGCCACCAGCCGUCUCCGGCAGGGGGCGAGUAACUAUUUCAGACGAGUUUAACAAUACUUGAUUCUGUGUUUAAAUGUAAUCACGUUCUCGACAGCACACGACAAGAUUAAGAUCUUUAGUUGGUACGCGUUCAAAUAAAUUUUGAUUUCCCGUGGGCCCAGCACGGAGCUAAGCGUUCGCGAAGUGUAGGGGACAAGCUGCCUAGUGUGACGUCACAAGUUCGUUGGCAUCACUGCUGAUACAACAUACGUGCCUACUGAGUUGGCAUGGCACAGCUCGACAGUCUCUUCGUAAUGGCUGUGGCGCACGUGGGUACCGUAUUCUUAGCUCGUAAAUGUUGACAUCUGCUGGACACAAAACAUUACCUCUCUCUUAAUUUAUAAACUUCGCAGAAGCUUGUAAACUUUCCCUCUUUCUAAUCGGCUAAACAAAUGCCAUGAUAGUGUAAGCCUCGUCGUAUCACGAAUAAUAACCGAUUAGUGAAGAAAGUGUACAGCAAGUUACUUCUACAAAUACUUACUCUUCAUCUUAGGUAAAUUUAGAAUGAUAGUUAUAAAAUACUGCAAAUCACAUAUCUAAGAUAAAUGAAACGUAGCGCGAAAUUUUGAAUAGCCUACAACAGCUCAGUGAAAACAUUUCCAGAUUCCUACGCCAAUCUAACUGAAUUAAUUAUGCUGACUAAUCUCUUAGCUAUCAGAAGAGUAAUCGCUAUGUCACUUACUUGAACAACGGUAAGCUGACGAAUCAGUUUGCAGACGAAACCAACAGAUGUACGUCACUCAAUUCGAUAGAAAAAUAUUAUCGUUUUAAAUUACUAAAGAAAAUCAAAUGCAGUAGUGUUAAAAAUGCAAAUAAUCGUUACAGAAAUGGCUAAAUAGUGAGCUCUCUCUAUUACAGUCAAAAUUGCGUGACCUUCAAUAAAGGUUUACCUGUAGUGGGAAAACACAUCUCCACAAAUAGAGAUUAUAGAAUUUCAAUUUUUAACUUAUUUACAAUUUCUCCACCGAACAAUAACUGUCAAACUUCAACGCAGUUCAAACGCCGAAAUACGAAACCCCAAGCAAGAAACAGAAAACACUUUUACAAAAUCAACCUAAAAUGAAAAUUCCAGAAAAAUAAAAUUCUAGCUUGGCUCUAUUAUUCCCUUUAAAUAAUCUUAGUGUUAUUUUAAUAAUACUUCCAUUCAAAUAA